Molecule: messenger RNA, 1447 nt
Organism: Mycotypha africana
Lineage: Eukaryota; Fungi; Mucoromycota; Mucoromycetes; Mucorales; Mycotyphaceae
Product: eukaryotic porin/Tom40
Exons: 6
Coding region: 313-1164 (283 amino acids)
Biological process (GO): monoatomic anion transmembrane transport
Cellular component (GO): mitochondrial outer membrane
Molecular function (GO): voltage-gated monoatomic anion channel activity
Source: RefSeq, a predicted model, not a curated record
CUUCGCUAUUUUAUAUAGUUCAAUCAUUGUAUUCAGUUGAUGCUCCUACAAAUGUAGUUAUUGUUGUUAUUUAGAUUUGCACUGUAAACUACAUACGUGGUUUCAAGACAGAGUCGUGAUUAAUGGCUUUAAAUUGUCCAAAAUAAAAUCUUUGUCCAUUUAUGCACAGGAAAAACUCAGUUGUGGUGAGCGUUGUUCAAAAGUUGGGCAUUCUUAAGCCAUAAGAAUGUAUGCAAUAUAAACGUUGUCUUGCUUAUAAAAAAAAAGGGCUUCUCAGCACUCAUUUUCUCAAAUACACUGUCAAAAAUUUAAAUGUCCUUUUCAGUUUCCUACAAUGACAUUGGCAAAUCUGCUAGAAACCUGCUUUUAAGAGACUUCCCGAUCGGUGGUGUUAAGCUCGAUGUCAAAACAACUGCACCUAACGGUGUGGCAUUUCGAAUUAAUGGACAACGUGAUAAUAGAACAGGUAUCAUUAUAGGAGAUCUAGAAACAAAAUAUAUGGAUAGAAAAACAGGUUUUGCUAUCACCGAAUCUUGGACAACCUCAAACCAAAUUAAUGGAAAAAUUGAAUUGAACAACAAUCUCGCAAAGGGCCUUAAAAUAGAGUUUUUAACAUCACUUAUACCUAAUGCGAAGGAGAAAGCGGCUAAAUUGAACGUAACCUACCGUCAAGCUAGUGUUCUAACUGCUAUCAAUUACGAUGUAUUUAAGAAUGUGAUGAGUGUUAACUCUACUUCUAACCGUGGUGGCUUCGUCGUUGGUGCUGAAGCUGCUUAUAAUGUUAGGGAUGCAAAGAUUCAUCGAUAUAAUGCAGCAGUAGGUUAUAGCACAAAUGAGUAUGCUAUUGCUAUUAAUUCAGCAAAUAAUAUGUCACAAUUUGCAGUAUCUUAUUAUCACCGAGUAAACGGAGAUUUAGAGGCAUCAGGAAAAGCUGUUUGGAGUAAGACAACAAUGAACGGCGUGGCGUUGGAAGUAGGUGCUCGAAUGAGAUUGGAUAAAACUUCCUUUAUCAAGGGCAAAGUGACAAAUUCUGGGAUAGUCGGAGCCUCUUACACACAGCAAGUUCGACCUGGCGUCAAAAUUAACUUUGGUGCAGCCAUUGAUACGAACCGUUUAAACGAGAAUGGACAUAAAGUGGGCAUGGCUUUAACCUUUGAAAAUUAGACCAAGCAUGAAUAAAUUACUUUUACAUACUUAGAGAUGCGUGAUAAUAACUUUUGGAUUGAGAAGCAAUGAAGACUUAUAGACUUCUUUAUUUGUUUUAAUUGAUGGAAAUGAAAUUUAAUGGUCAAAUAAAAUAAACUACCAUCCUGGUUGGAAAUAAAAACUAGCUUUCGCCAUUACUUAACGUGGCUUGUUUUAUCCAUUAGUUUCAAGUGGUGAUUGUUAGUGAUUAUGUAAGCAGUUAGAUUAUGGAUCAGGUGUACAGUUUUUUAGCUUUGGGUUU